Molecule: messenger RNA, 1608 nt
Organism: Aspergillus alliaceus
Lineage: Eukaryota; Fungi; Ascomycota; Eurotiomycetes; Eurotiales; Aspergillaceae
Product: putative MFS monocarboxylate transporter
Exons: 2
Coding region: 126-1427 (433 amino acids)
Biological process (GO): transmembrane transport
Cellular component (GO): fungal-type vacuole membrane
Molecular function (GO): transmembrane transporter activity
Source: RefSeq, a predicted model, not a curated record
UGUUGCUAUCGUUUGGACACCAUGUUGUGCCUGAGACGGCGACAUGCCUUCAGCGUCUUCCUAUUUAUAAAUAUGCCCUCCCCUCCCAUGAAUAUAUACCCACACAUGAAAGAGAAAACGUGACCAUGACUGCCACCGAUGGACUUUCCGUGAAACCUCAAGAGACUGUUGCACCACCUUCAACGAUUUCGAAAUCGCCUGCUCCCCCAAAUGGUGGCUUUGCAGCCUGGGUGGGUGUGUUCGCUGGCUUCCUUUUGUUCAUCACCACUUGGGGGUUUUCGACGGCAUACGGCGCCUUUCAACAUUUUUACCAAACGAAUCUAUUGAGCGAUAGUUCACCAUCGCAGCUUUCUUGGAUUGGCACUGUCAAUGCUUUCUUCCUAAUUUCUUCUGGUGUUAUCGCCGGCCCACUGUUUGACCGGGGUUUCUUAAUUCACCUUAUGAUUGCGGGAUGCUUCUUAACUACGCUGGGCCUGAUGAUGCUAAGCCUUUCUCACAAAUACUACCAAGUGCUCCUCUCCCAGGGUUUCUGCUGUGGAAUUGGUAGUGGACUCAUCUAUGUGCCGGCCCUGUCUAUGGUGUCUACUAGUUUCACGACUCGGAGGGGCAUCGCUGUCGGCGUGGUGACCUGUGGCGCCAGUGUUGGCGGAGUUCUUUUCCCCAUAAUCUUCAUACACCUGCAGCCUCGGAUCGGCUUUCCCUGGACAGCCCGAGUCAUGGGAUUUAUCCUGCUGGGCUGUUCAUUUAUCGCGGUUCCUUUACUGAUGCUGACCACAAAGCCGAAACGCGGUUCUCCACGUCAAUUGAUCCAUUGGGAUGCGCUCAAGGAGUGGAGUUUCAAUGCCUACGCGGUGGCUAACUUUCUCAUGUUCUUGGCCUAUUUUGUACCGUUGUUCUACGUGCCCGUUUUCGCCUCGCAGGCGCUCCAGACUUCGACCGAUAUGAGCUUUUAUUUCGUGUCUAUCUUGAACGCUGGGUCCGCCGUGGGCCGAUUGGGGUCAGCAGCAUUGACUCGACGGCUAAGCGCUGGCGUUAUCCUGAUUACCAGCGUGUGUGCAUCGGCGGUGUUGAUCUUUGGCUGGAUUGGUAUCACCACACAGUCAUCAUUUAUUACAUUUUGUGUGCUGUUUGGCAUCUUCUCCGGUGUGCUGAUCUCGGCCAAUCCCCUGGUCAUCGCACAUCCCGUUGUCUCGCCCACUCCGGCCAUGAUUGGCACGCGCAUGGGCAUGCAAUGGUUUGCAACCAGCCUUGGAGUAUUGAUCGGGGCCCCCAUCGCGGGUGUGAUCGAGGGCCGCGGUGGAGGCAACGGGUACCUAGGAUUGCAGGCCUUCAGUGGAGCCAUCAUGACCGGCGGAGCGCUGUUCUUGAUGGUGCCUCUAUUGGCCGUCUGGCGAUAUGACCGCCGCCAGAAAGAGUCAGAAAGAUAAGACUGCAUAUCCACUAAUGAACUGCUUCUGCCAGCAGGCGUGAAGUGGACCCCCUCGGCUCAAGGCUACUAUUCCACUGUGCCUUCACCCACGAGUUCUUCCUUCUCAAGCCCUGGUCUCUAUGAGGGAUGUCGAGAACUAUUUACGCUCUCGCUCGUGGCCUCGAGAGUGAACCCUCUCC